AUCAAUCAAAACAUUGCCGCUGGAAGCCGGCUACGAAAGAUGAAAUGUCAAUGUUUUCACGUGAUAAUUUUAUGUCUUUGAGUUCAGUUUAUGCUUCAGAGUAGUUACCGAAGGCUCUGCAUUCACUGUCAAUUCAUUAAUCUAUCAAAAAAGUCAUGGCAAGUGCGUCUCGGUCAAGUUCUAGGCGUGUAGCAGACGAUUGGCACUAUGACAACAAAUAUCAGGAUUUUGACGUUGACGUUUCUAAUGAUUUCCUUCUCAAGGAUGGUGACGAUUUCAAGAUAUCAGAUGCUUUCGCUCGCAAAAUCAAAAAGAAAUUAAGUGUUAUGUUACAAGAUAUUGUGACUCAUGGUUCAGAGAUUUUGGAUUCAGGGUCCUCUGUUUACACUGGAGUAUCUGGGGUUGCUAUGACUCUAUUCUUUGCGAGUCGUUGCAUCAAUCAAGAACUGGAUCAGGCUGCCAAAUCUCUCAUAAAUUCAGUCUCUGAAAAUCCGUCUCGUUCUAGAGUCAAUUUUUUAAAUGGAUCUUCUGGUGUUUUAAUGCUGAAGGCCAUGAUAAACAACAACACAGAGAGCCAAGAACUCCUAAAUCAAAGGUUGUUGACUUUGUUUAAAAUAGUCAAGAAUCCUCAAUCUGAUUUGCCCAAUGAACUGUUAUAUGGUCGAGUUGGGUUUCUUUACACUCUACUACUCAUGAAAAGCUGCCAGAUGCCUCACCAUUUUAGUGAUUCAGAUAUAAAGGAUGUAGUGAAUAUAAUUAUUGAACAGGGACGCAGUCUAGCAUUAAAGGAAAAGUGCCAGGCCCCACUAAAAUUCAAGUGGCAUGACAAAAACUACUAUGGAGGUGCUCAUGGCACUGCUGGAAUUUUGUACCUCCUUCUUCAAGCAAAAGACUAUGUAAAUGAAGGAGACUUAAUAAAUUACAUCCAACCAACAAUUGACAAUUUGUUACAAUGUCGCUUUCAAAGUGGCAACUUACAAUCUUCAGAGGGCAGUACUUCAGACCGUUUAGUGCAAUGGUGCCAUGGUGCUCCUGGAGCAGUUCAAUUGUUUUGCCUUGCUUAUGAGAUUUUUGAGGACAAGCGCUACCUUGCUGCUGCAAUCCAAUGUGGUGAAGUUGUGUGGACACGUGGUCUUCUUCGCAAAGGAUGUGGCCUUUGUCAUGGAACUUCAGGAAAUGCAUACACAUUUAUUGCACUGUAUCAGAUGUGCCAGAAACGGAAAGAAUUCACAAAAAUAGAUGCUGCAAAACAUCUUUACAGGGCUUGUGCAUUUGCUGAUUGGUGUUUCCACUGGGAAAGGCACAGGGAAAGACUCCCAGACCGGUAUUACUCCCUGUUUGAAGGCCUGGCCGGUACUGCGUACUUUCUCACUGAUAUGCUGAACCCCUUGAAAGCAGCGUUUCCAGCCUACACAGUUCCAACGAUUUAAAUUAAUGCUUUUUCCUUUGCCAAUAAAUUGAUAUGUCGCAAUAUCUGUUUA
Messenger RNA from Thrips palmi, 1481 nucleotides. Its product is annotated as lanC-like protein 2. Gene Ontology annotation, biological process: carbohydrate metabolic process; peptide modification. The transcript has 8 exons. Gene Ontology annotation, cellular component: plasma membrane. Lineage: Eukaryota; Metazoa; Arthropoda; Insecta; Thysanoptera; Thripidae. Bases 156 to 1430 code for a protein of 424 amino acids. The record is from RefSeq and is a predicted model, not a curated record.